AUGCUGAAGGGUGCUGCCCAGAGUGAGUUGGUUCCUGGCACUGGAGCACACUUUAAUCUGCGCAUGAGGAGAGACACAACGCUGUUUGCUCCAGACCUGAAAGUGGAGGUCUCCGGGGAAGAGCUGCCCUACGACACCUCACACAUCUACACAGGAGAGCUCCACGGUGAGAAGGGCAGUCUGACCCACGGCUCCAUCAUUGAGGGGAGGUUCGAGGGCUUCAUCCAGAGUCACCAGGGCACCUUCUACGUGGAGCCAGCCGAGCGCUACCUCAAGGACCGCAGAGUUGCCUACCACUCCGUCAUCUACCACGAGGAUGACAUCCAUUACCCCCAUAAAUAUGGGGCAGAGGGAGGAUGUGCUGAUGAAUCCAUUCUGGAGAAGAUGAGGAAGUACCAGGCGACUGGCAUAGACGAACCUGACAACCAUGAUGACGAUGAGCGGUCCGAUGGCCCUUUGAUUCUGAGGAAACGACGUGCUGCAUCCAAAGAGCAAAACACAUGCCAGCUGUACAUUCAGACUGACCACCUGUUCUUCAGAUACUACGGCACUAGAGAGGCCGUCAUCGCCCAGAUCUCCAGCCAUGUAAAAGCCAUUGACUCCAUUGCAGGCACAGACUUCCUGGGCAUUGAGCUUAUCAGCUUCAUGGUCAAAGAAUCCAGGAUCAACACCACUAUAGAUGAGAAGGAGAGGUCCAACCCAUUCCGGUUUCCCAACAUCGGCGUAGAGAAGUUUCUGGAGCUGAACUCGGAGCAGAACCAUGACGACUACUGCCUGGCCUACGUCUUCACCGACAGGGACUUUGACGACGGUGUGCUGGGACUCGCCUGGGUCGGGGCGCCCUCAGGCAGCUCAGGCGGUAUCUGUGAGCGGAGCAAACUGUACUCUGAUGGGAAGAGGAAGUCUCUGAACACCGGCAUCAUCACCGUCCAGAACUACGCAUCCCAUGUGCCCCCCAAAGUCUCCCACAUCACCUUCGCACACGAGGUCGGACACAACUUCGGCUCACCGCACGACUCGGGCCUGGAGUGCACCCCUGGCGAGGCCAAAGUGCAGGAUAAGAAGGAGCGUGGCAACUACAUCAUGUACGCACGCGCCACCUCCGGGGACAAGACCAACAACAACAAGUUCUCCAUCUGCAGCGUCCGCAACAUCACGCAGGUGCUCGAGAAGAAGAGGGGCAGCUGCUUCGUCGAGUCUGGCCAGCCUAUCUGUGGCAAUGGCCUGGUGGAGGCCGGCGAAGAGUGUGACUGCGGCUACAGUGACCAGUGCAAGGACAUGUGCUGUUUCGAUGCCAACCAGCCAGAGGGCACCAAGUGCAAGCUCAGGCCAGACGCAUUCUGCAGUCCUAGCCAGGGUCCGUGCUGUACCCGUGAGUGCAACUUUAGGGGCAGCACUGCCAAGUGCAGGAACGACAGCAGUGUGCCUACCCCUGGAACCAACUUCAAUGCCUGACCCCAGUGCCCCAUGCCUGCCCCCAAAGCAAACUUCACCAUCUGCCACAGCGAGACGCAAGUCUGCAUCAACGGGGUGUGCUCUGGGUCUAUCUGCUCUAAGUAUGGGCUGGACGUGUGCACAUGUGCCAGUAAGGAGGGCAAGGAUGAGAUGGCAGAGCUGUGCCACGUCUGCUGCAUGGAAAAGAAUAAGCCAGAGACCUGCAGCAGUACAGGGUCUGAGAAGUGGGUGCACAACUUCCAGAACAAGGUGAUCACGCUGCAGCCGGGCUCGCCCUGCAACGACUUCAAGGGCUACUGCGACGUCUUCAUGAAGUGUCGCCUGGUGGACGCCGACGGACCCCUCGCCCGGCUCAAGAAGGCCAUCUUCAACCCCGAGCUCUACGAGAACAUCGCCGAGUGGAUAGUGGCUUACUGGUGGGCGGUGUUGUUGAUGGGCAUUGCGCUCAUCAUGUUGAUGGCUGGGUUCAUUAAGAUCUGCAGCGUACACACACCGAGCAGCAACCCCAAACUACCCCCUCCCAAACCACUACCAGGUACGCUGAAGCGGCGGAGGCCUCAGCACGCCCAGGCGCAGACCCAGCCCCAGCGGCAGAGGCAGCCCAGAGAGAGCUACCAUAUGGGGCAGCUGCGGCGCUGAGCCCCCCCCUGCCGCCCCGCGCCUUGCCUUGGUUCUUCUAGUGCCUACCCUGGGAACAGUCCACUCCAAAGAGCUACUAGCAGUCAGUCAGUCAGCCCGGACGACACAACAACCCACUUCAGCAGCGUACACACACGCACACACACACACGCACACAGGCUUACUCACAAACAGACAAAUGGCUAUAGCAUCACACACACACACACACACACACACACACACCUUCCAACCAACCUGUGGUCCGCUCUGCUUUCUGUUUGUUUUUUUUUCGUUUACCUCUCUGUGUGAGUCAGCGGUCGGAGCGAGAGACCUGAAGCCACUGCUGUACAGACUACAGGCAGAGAGCAGAGGAUGACAAGAAAGACCUGCAUGAAGAAGAAGAAGAAGAGGAGGAGUGAAGUGGCGGAAGAGGAAGCUGUCGUUUUCUGACCUCCGCUCUUCCUGUUUAUUGGCUCCUGACCCCACAUCACCUUUUCUUUUCUUCCGCUGCAGAGACAAACGAGAGGGUUCCUUUUUUCUCUCUUUUUGUUUUGCUCUUUGGAUCCUUUUUUUAAUCCCUCAGUGUGUGUGGGGAGAUAAAGCAGUGCUGGUCACAUGGGACCACCAUCAGCCAAUCACGGCCAAGGGGCUUGACAUAGAGCUCAGAAUGGGCGGGACUUGAUAAUCAUUUUUUUGCCAAUGUAAUUUAAGAGGCGGAGUUAUUUUAAAGAUCAGAGAAUCAAGUGUACCACAAACUGCAGGCUUAUAUUCCUCUCGCUUCCAUGGGCUGUGCUUUUCUGUUCUUCUUUUCUGAUUUCCUGCGUGCAAUUGUACAGAUAUGGCAAAGUAGAUAUGUUUUAUUAUUGUUUGUUUUCUUUUGGGGUUCUUGUUUUUGUUUUUCUUUCUUUUCUUCUGAAUAUGUUUCAUUUUUGUCUGCUGUUUCAUAAAGAUUUUUACUGUUUUGACUCUCAGGAUUAUAAAAGACAAAUAAAGAAAUGAGUGAAUGAUAGAGAGACCAGAGAAGAGAGGAGAAGAGGAAGAGACAGAGAGAGGACAGGAAAGGAGAAGAGAGGAGAGACACUCACAUCUGACCAGCAGGCUUAUCAUGUUACUUUUUUUAGAAAUCUACACAGUGUGUGAGUGUGUGUGAGAGAGAGAUAGAGAUGGAGGGGGGAGGAGAGACCUCUUUAGAGUUAAAACUACAGCCAUGUGCACAGCCUGGAAACAGGAAGUGGGAGGAGUCAGUGGCACAGAGGGGCAGGGCCUUAAGAGUUGCACAUGCCCAGUAGGGUUCAGUGUCUACUGAUGAUUGUAGAUGCAUAGCAUUUGGUCUGACCUUGAACUGUCAUCAUCAUCAUCAUCAUCAUCAUCGUCAUCAUCGUCAUCAUUGUAAGGAUGGUUUUAUGGGAUGUUUUUACGGCACUGACUUGAGUUCAGUUGUGUGGUGUGGUGCUGCCUCCUCUCAUCUGCGACUGCCAUGUCAACUGUCAAUCAUAUGAGCCACUGUCAGCAAAAGAUUGUCCAGUCUCUCCCCUAGAGGAGCAGAGAGAAAGAGAGAGAGAGAGAGAGAGAGAGAGAGAAAGAGAGGUAGAGAGAGAGAAAUUCACUUCAUUAUUGUUUGUAUUGUCUUCUCAUUGACGGCUGCCCUGAUGUAACUCCAGCUUUAGUUUUUGUUUCCCUGUAUAAGCUUUAGUGAUGGGUAGAUGAAACUUCACAUUACUUAUGUGUCUGUCUGUGUGUGUGUGUGUGUGUGUGUGUAAAAGUGUUAGAUGAACCAUGCUGUGUGUCCUUCACAUCACGUCUUUUCUAACCUCACCACAGGACAGCCACCUCCACUCAGCGCUCAUAACCACUUCAUCACUCUUUAUCACUCGUCCUCUUCCUCUCUCUCUCACAGCAUCAGGUUGUUGUUUCCACUGAAUGUCCAGUAAGAAUGUGACUGCAGCUCCAUCACUGACCUCCUGCUUCUGACGGCCUGUGUGCUUGUGUAGUUGACUCUGCUGUAGGCUGGACUGGUUUGCACCGAGCAAACGGACUUUCUGUUUCGGCUGGUGUAUUGAUUGAUUUGAUGUUUGGUUAUUGAUUGAUUGAUUCAUUUGAUUUGAUUGAUUGAUUGAUUGAUUGAUUUGAUUGAUUGAUUGAUUGAUUGAUUGAUUUGUGUUGAAAGUACUGCCGCGAAGAGAUCGAAUGCAAAUAGCUGUUCUUAUUUUUUUUUUUUUUUUUUUUAUCAAGUGUCCAUCUUUUCUGGCUGAAGUCCUGUAUCUCCCUUCCCCAAGCCAGUAGGUCAGUGGGCACGAGACAGGGCAACCUGGUGCAGCAGAAGUUUAUAUGCUCUGUGUGUGUGAGAUCCUUUCCAUCUUUCUCUCGGAAGAUCACCAUAGCAACCCACCACGGCUGGGACUCCUUGAGAGCACCUUCUGACCUCUGACCUCCAUGGAGAGGUGAUGGUGCACAGAAACAGCAGAGGUUUUUUUUAGGCUGCACAAGAAGGUCAAGAGUGGCAGUGAAUGACUUUCCUGUUUUUUGUUUGUUUGUUUGUUUGUCUGUUUUUGUCAGCAUGUGUUACUUGGACACUCUCUCUCUCCCUCCCUCCUUCCCUCUGUCUGGGUGCUAUGUGAUGACGUUGAGUUUGCUCACUCACCUCUCACCUCUGCAUGUGGAGUUGGGCGAGAACAGGUCUCAGAGCAGACAAGAGCCAGAGUCAUGCCUGAAUUCCUCUCCUCCUGCUUCCUACUUCCUGUUUCCUGUUUCUUCUCCCCUUCCUCUCAUCUGUGCCCUGGGCUGCAGACUGGUUAGCGCUCAUGUAGCCUCCUCUAUGCUGAUACAUCCAUCCAUCCACUUCAGUUGGGUUUCUGUUAGGUUUUGUUUAUCUCUUCUGUGGUAAUAGUUUGGGGGGUGGGGGAGGGAUCUUUCUUAAAUAUUGUGUUUCUGCUGGGAAACUGCACUGAGAGGAGAAAUGAAUGCAUAGGUAAAAUUUUGGGACAAGGGUUUUUUUAGAGGGGAUGGGGUGCAUUGAUGAGUUUGGAAUAGAGGGUAAGAGGUGAAAGUCUGAUACUACUGUCUGAUUUUAAAAAGCCGCUGUGUUUUAUACAGUAUCUACUUUCUUGUUUUUGUUUGUUUGUUUGUUUUAAACUUUUUUUUUCUUUUUCUUCCAUCGCGCUCACUUUGGAAAUUUUUACUAAAUUUGCAAAAAGUAUUGUGCAAAGAUAUGUAAUUUUUGAAGUACUUGAAAAUGCAUUAAUAAAAAUAGAAUUUGA
Messenger RNA from Alosa alosa (allis shad), 5330 nucleotides. It is a transcript of the gene adam10a, whose product is annotated as ADAM metallopeptidase domain 10a. Gene Ontology annotation, molecular function: metalloendopeptidase activity involved in amyloid precursor protein catabolic process. The record is from RefSeq and is a predicted model, not a curated record. Gene Ontology annotation, biological process: membrane protein ectodomain proteolysis; Notch signaling pathway. NCBI's taxonomy places the organism in Eukaryota, Metazoa, Chordata, Actinopteri, Clupeiformes, Clupeidae. Gene Ontology annotation, cellular component: synaptic membrane; plasma membrane.